AUGGCGCAUCAUGCCAAACAGCUGAAUGACAUUGAGUCGGAGAACAAGGUGUUCGUGCAACGGAUGGUUAAGCAACACCAGCUCGACAUGGACGAACAACGUGUCCAGUACGAAUCCGCAACGGCAGAGUUGCGCAAACGACUUGAGAACGAACACCAAGCUCGUCUCCAUUCGGCAUUAGACGAGGCGGAAGCCCAACACGCGGCUAACUAUUCCGAGGCAUGUCACAAGUUUCAAAUGCAAAUGCGAAUCCAGCGUAACACUGCCAAUUCGCAUCGCAUGAAGGCUGAACAACUAGCCACAAAUCUCAGCGAGUGUGAGGGCAAACUUUUGGAGAUGGAGACAGCAAAUCGCCGUCUGGAAGAGGCGCUGCACAUGCAGAAGGAGACAUCAAAUGCUUAUUUCGAAGAACUGAACGUUAAACAUCAAACUAUUGGCCGAAUACGCACCUUUUACGCAAAAUUGCUCGAAAACCGUGAUACAAAUAUUGAGGAAUUGCAACAAAGAGUCAAAGAAUUGGAGGAAUGCCCUGACAAGGACGUAGAAGUAGUCGGACCUGAUUACUACAAACUCUUGGGAGUCGAGCGUAACGCUGGAACGAGCGAGAUUAAGUCGGCAUAUUAUGCCAAAUCGCGGAUCCACCAUCCCGACAAGCAUCGAGACUCGCCCGAACAGAAAAAGCACGAGGCUAUUUUUAAAACUAUUAAAUAUGGCUAUGAAGUCUUAUCUAAUAGCUAUACAUGCCAAAAAUACAACAAAUGGCUCGACAUGACAUCAGUCCGAUUGGCACACCAAGAGAAAUAUUGUUAG
Molecule: messenger RNA, 810 nt
Organism: Daphnia magna
Lineage: Eukaryota; Metazoa; Arthropoda; Branchiopoda; Diplostraca; Daphniidae
Product: dnaJ homolog subfamily C member 7-like
Exons: 1
Coding region: 1-810 (269 amino acids)
Source: RefSeq, a predicted model, not a curated record